Molecule: messenger RNA, 669 nt
Organism: Zygotorulaspora mrakii
Lineage: Eukaryota; Fungi; Ascomycota; Saccharomycetes; Saccharomycetales; Saccharomycetaceae
Gene: SPC24
Product: kinetochore-associated Ndc80 complex subunit SPC24
Exons: 1
Coding region: 1-669 (222 amino acids)
Source: RefSeq, a predicted model, not a curated record
AUGAAGGACAAUCUUCUCGAGAACCCAGCAGACCUAUUGCGAGAUGUUCGUGAUAAUUUCAUUAUUGAAGAAGAUGUGGAGUCCAUCCUAAAUAUAGAUAAAAGAAUAGACGAGAUGCGAAAUAAAUCUCACCAAAAUACUGAGAGCAAGAAAAUCGAAGUUGCCAAGCUGAGCGUUCAAUUAGAGUCACGAAACUCCAAGAUAAGCGAGCUUCAAGCAGCUAUGGAAAGGAUCAAGGCAGAAUCAGAAGAAUUGGCCAGUCAACACGAAAUUGUAGAUUAUGUUGAUGAACUCGACGAGCUAGAGAAAAGCAUAAUAUCCCUGAGGUGCCAAUUGGACGAACGUAUUGUAACAUUUGUUAAAAAUGAAAGGAGCAUGUCCAAUGACCUGACACUAGGGUCGCCAAAUGUACCAGUAACUCAAAUAGAAGGUCUAGCGGCGACGACCGACGAUACAGCAGAAAUAAUGAAUGAUCCUAUCGCCCGUGCCAACAUUCUAAAGCUGAAGCUUUGUAGAACGAUGGGCCUAAUAAUAGAUGAGGACACUAACCAGGUUAUCAUAGAAACUGCUGAUAACAAAGUCGAGACUUUGCCCUUGGACGAUGACUUGAGUGAUUUUUUCAAAACAAAGUAUAUUUGGCAAAGAAUUCAAUCGAGAAAAGUAAGGUAA